GAAGUGUGAACUACACAAUCCAUCAUGGCUGCGCCCAGUGAGGACGACUCGGAGCACACUGAUUACGGGUCUGCAACAAGACCUUGUAAAGCCAGGACAUGCUUUGACUUUUCUACAUUUAUGAAAAUGCAAGGAAAAACUAUUAAAAACAAAAUGGAAAACGAGAAACAAAAUGAGAAAGAGGAACAAAGACCAUGUCCACUGGACAAAGACAGUUUGGGUCAAAACACAUGGUCAUUUCUUCAUACAAUGGCAGCAUACUAUCCAAACAAACCCACUGAAACUCAACAGAGGGACAUGUCCCAAUUCAUCCAUCUUUUCUCCAAGUUUUAUCCCUGUGACUACUGUGCUGAGGAUCUCCGUAAAGACUUGCGGACAGACAAGCCACAAACUGCCUCACGUGAGGAGCUCUCUCAGUGGAUGUGUAGAUUACACAACAAAGUCAACGAAAAGACCGGAAAGCCUCAGUUUGACUGUAGUUUAGUGGACGAAAGGUGGCGAGAUGGGUGGAAGGAUGGGAGUUGCGGCUGAACUCCAGACACUUCAAAACAUUCAAGGAAAAGCAACUGUGAUUUAAAAAAUGGGGUGUUUUUUAUUUUACCUCCUUGACUAAAGUAGGGGCAUAUUGUUUUACUUCUGUCUGUCUGUCAGUCCCACAUCCAGGCGACUUUCGAUAACACGAAGUUCAAGGAACCAUGAUAAAACUUCUCAAGUUCUCAAAAUUGAAGGUUGUGUCAAAUCCCAAAACUAAAGGUCAGACAAAUUGGUUCAGAUUUUAUAGUAACCAGAUUUCAUAUUCAAACAUAUCCAGGGAAUGUAUUGACUCAUUGUUCUUUAUAUCUUUAGGUAAUUAAAUUGAUUUCAUCAACACA
Molecule: messenger RNA, 872 nt
Organism: Ostrea edulis (European flat oyster)
Lineage: Eukaryota; Metazoa; Mollusca; Bivalvia; Ostreida; Ostreidae
Product: FAD-linked sulfhydryl oxidase ALR-like
Exons: 3
Coding region: 25-531 (168 amino acids)
Cellular component (GO): mitochondrion
Molecular function (GO): flavin adenine dinucleotide binding; flavin-dependent sulfhydryl oxidase activity
Source: RefSeq, a predicted model, not a curated record